AUGGUAGAUUUCCACUUAGCCUUGGGUCUUAUUGAGCGCCUAAGCCAUCUUAGCUCGCGUCUUUCUCUUUCGUCGGAGGACUCUGAGGAGAGAAAGGAGGCGUUACAGCUUAGCAAACAGAUCACGGCUGCACUCGAGAAGCCAAAAGAUGUCGCUGUAGCUUUGAUGUUUUCGCCCACAAUACCGGCGACUAUCAGAGCCGGGGUCUAUCUCGAUCUAUAUCGAUACAUUGUCGAGCAUGGAGCGCCCAUCUCUUCGGCUGAGCUUGCAGUCCUGUCGGGCGGCGAAGAGCUUCUAAUCAUCCGGAUCCUGAGGGUCGCUUCGUCGAUCGGCGUGGUCACCGAGGUGGACGAGCGUCAGUGGGAGGCGAAUCCCGUCACCAGAUCUAUGAUCGAGGAGGGGGUCGCCGCCGGGCACAGAAUGAUAGGCGAGAUUGUAAUGGGCGCUGCGCAGAAGAUGCCGCGGUUCCUCCAGGAGUCGGGGUUCCGGUGCCCGACGGACCCGCGCCACGGACCGCUGCAGCACGCGUUCCAGACGAAGCUGUCGGCUUUCGCCUUUCUCGCGACCGCGCCCGGCGCCCUGAGCGACUUCAACCGCUUCAUGGGGAACACGAUGGGUGCGCGGCGCUACUGGGUCAAUUGGUUCCCCGUGCCGCAGCGGGUACUCGACGGCGCGGGCGCGGCUCAGGCCGGCGCGCCCCUCCCGCUCGUGGUCGACGUCGCCGGCGGUCACGGCCACGACCUCCUCGCCUUCCAUCAGAAGUACCCCGGCCGCGCCCGUCUCGUGCUCCAGGACACGUCCUCGGUUCUCAACAGCGUGAGGCACCCUAGCCCGUUCAUCGAGCACGUGGCGUAUAACUUCUUCGAGCCGCAGCCUCUGAAAGGAGCGCGCGUGUACUUCUACCACCACAUCCUACACGACUGGCCAGACGGCAAGUGCGCGAAGAUCCUGGCCCAGGCCAAGGCGGCCAUGAAGCCGGGAUACUCCAAGCUGUUGCUCCACGAGAUGAUCGUCCCGGAGCGGGGCGCAUCGACCUUCCACGCGAUGAUCGACAUAACGAUGCUAGUCUUCAACUCCGGCAUCGAGCGCACCGAGAGGCAGUGGCGCAAGCUCCUCGCGGCCGCCGGCUUCGAAGUGCUUAAGGUGUGGCUGCCUCCGGAGGAGGACGCGGAUGGCAUCGUCGAAGCCGUUUUGAAGGAGUGA
Durotheca rogersii is the source of this 1203-nucleotide messenger RNA. RefSeq names its product sterigmatocystin 8-O-methyltransferase. The record is from RefSeq and is a predicted model, not a curated record. Bases 1 to 1203 code for a protein of 400 amino acids. Lineage: Eukaryota; Fungi; Ascomycota; Sordariomycetes; Xylariales; Xylariaceae. The transcript is spliced from 5 exons. Gene Ontology annotation, molecular function: O-methyltransferase activity.